This is a messenger RNA of Capsella rubella, 719 nucleotides long. RefSeq names its product MLP-like protein 328. The transcript has 2 exons. Lineage: Eukaryota; Viridiplantae; Streptophyta; Magnoliopsida; Brassicales; Brassicaceae. Bases 132 to 578 code for a protein of 148 amino acids. Gene Ontology annotation, biological process: defense response. The record is from RefSeq and is a predicted model, not a curated record.
GAAGCUGUAACGUAACAACCACCUCUCUUUUUUUAUUCUUGUUUUUGGGUUUACUCUGUUCUUUAUGUCAUGGUAAUGAUAGAUUACACAAAAAGAGUGAUCCGAGUGAGAGACUAGAGAAUCGUGGAGCCAUGGCUGGUGUCCAGACUCUUGAACUAGAGAUCCAAGUAAACAUGACGGCUGAUAGGUUCUUCAAUACCUUCAAGAAGAAAGAAGGGAAUUUCACAGACAAGACAGAGGCAGUUUCUGUUCAUCGUGACGAUCCCACAUCUAACUCCUCUAUUCAGAUCUGGAAUUUCACCGUAGAUGGAAAGAUGGAGCAAAUCACAGAGAAGAUAGAGGUAGAUGAAGAGAACAAGUCAGUGUCUUUCUUAGCUCUUGAAGGAGAUGUGUUGAAGCAAUACAAGAGCUAUAAGAUAACACUUGACGUUAUCCCCAAAGAUGACCAAGUUUGUAUUGCCAAGUGGACAUGGGAUUACGAGAAGCUAAACGAAGACGUUCCUUCUCCUACCAGAUACACUGCCUUCGUUGCAGAUUACACUCGCGACCUAGAGACUAGGUUGUUGUCUGAAUCAUGAACUUGUCAUGAGUGUCUCCGGAGUUGAUUGCUUGUUAAAUAAAUUUAAUCAAAUCAUGUUAAGCAAGUCUAUAGUUCUCUUUUUUGGUCCAUCUUGGGACUUGCUCAUAGUUCUUCAAUAUGUAUAGUUUUUUUUUGGUUU